Molecule: messenger RNA, 606 nt
Organism: Brenthis ino (lesser marbled fritillary)
Lineage: Eukaryota; Metazoa; Arthropoda; Insecta; Lepidoptera; Nymphalidae
Source: the annotation of a GenBank genome assembly
AUGUCAGAUAACAUGAGUCAUGAACUUAAUGAUAUUGACGUAAAAAAUGAAGAAGAUUUAGGUGUCAAAUAUGCAAAUCGUUGUGAAGUGUGCAAAAUAUUAGCUACUGAAUUGCAAGGAAGAUUAGAAGAAACUGGUAAAAUUCACGAUGUAAUUGAAAUUGGAUACUCGUUAGAUGACGUAAAACCUAAAAAGAAGACGAAAUAUGAAAAGUCGGAACUGCGGCUUAUAGAAUCCUUAGAAGGUGUAUGCGACAAAAUUUUAGAGUAUAAUAUACAUAAAGAACGCCAGGACAGUACAAGAUUUGCUAAAGGUAUGAGUCAAACGUUUAAGACUCUUCAUGGACUUGUGGAUAAAGGUGUGAAGGUUGAUUUAGGUAUCCCUCUAGAACUUUGGGAUAAGCCAUCUGCAGAAAUAACACAGAUGAAAACCCAGUGUGAAAGUCUCUUAGAGGAAAAUGAAAUGGCAAUUGAAGAUUGGUAUUGGAAUUUUCAAGGAAAAAUAGAUUUAAAACAUCAUUUGUGUACAAAACAUGCUUUGAAAAAUACAGACAACUCUUGUCUAUUUGAGGAGUUUAAAGGUGACACAAGCGUACGAGAAGAUUUG